AUGGCUAAGGAGCGGCUCAUAGACGAAGACAAAUACCCACUUGUGUCGAUUUCCUCAGUCUUCACUAAACCACCUGUGCAGAUCUGCUUCUAUCUGGAUGAAGCCAGCGUGGUCAUAAUGCACACUAUUAAGACGGUAGAGACUCAAGUUCCCUUCCUUAAAGAAAGUUUCUUCAUGUCAACCUUCAAAGGCAGGAGGAAGAGCAGUGUCACACACAUCCUACAUAAACAGCAGCACUCACUUCUGAAUCAACAGCAGUGCAUUUUAGAGCACCAGCAGCACAGUCCUCAGCAUUUUAAUCCCAGCCCAGUUGAAAAUGGAGCAGGACAACAAACUCCUGAGCAUCAGCGGCUUGCUCGCUCUGUCAGCAGUCCGUUAUGCAAGACACCCGAGCUCGCGCGAGCAGAUGGGGAAAGGAAGGAGGGGCAAAAGGAGAGAAAGGCUCACAUAGGAAGUGAGGAUGUGCAGGGGAGGGGAGGGGAGCGUGCAGCUGUCAGAGCCAGUUCCCUCCUCCUCUCAGCAUCAGCAGAGCUGGGGGAGCUGGCAUCAUCCUCACAACUGCCAUUAACUGUGGUGGGAAGACAGCAGGGAUUAGCUAGCUCUGGGAGAGCUCUAGCAAACCAAGGACCAUCAACAGCAGCAGCCCAGGACGAAUCCCAUUAUGCCCCGGCCCGACCCCAGCAGCAUGGCCUGCUAGCCAAGGGUGUUCGUCUACUCAGGAAUAUGGGCAACCAGGAAACCAAGCAAAGGAAAGCAGGGGGAAGUGGUGGAGCAACAGGGGAUGUCUCCUUUGAGGGUGAAGCGGAAGAGAGAGAAGUGGAGAAACAAUCCAAGAAAUCCCACAAUAAGAUAAGUAAAGGAGGAGGUGACCAUGGCAGUAAGAAGAAACAAAAGUCAGAGUCAAAGGGUUCUAUGUUUUCUGGAAUGAAGAUCAGGAAGAGUUUAUCCAAGGUAAAAGGUUUGUCUAAGGAUGACACGUUAGAAGAUGCAAGACCAGAACAUGUUGGCAGAGCUGAGACAAAGCCUGGUGCAGAAGCUAGCCAUUCUGCGGUUGAUAUGGGCAUGUUAUCAGAUACCGAGAGGGAUCUCAGUCGUUUGACUAAAAACAGUCCACCGUCUGUGGAGGGGUUUGGCCGAAAGAUGAGCUCUGGGUCGGAUGCUGACCUGUACAGCUUUCACUCUGCAUCAGCUGAAACUGAAGAUUUAUUUUCUGAUAUCCAGCAAACCAUUCGAAAUCAAGGUGUGGUCAGUGACAUGCUGAUGGAAAUUGCACCAAGCCCUUCAAAUGGAGGGCUGACUUCCAAGACAGUCACAUCUCCCCAUCUGGAAAAGAGGUCGUUCUUCUCAUCUGUUAAUGAAAGUGUAGCUCAACAACUGCAAUCUAAGAAAGUAGAGACUGAUAACACUGAAAUACCCAUAACAAGAAAUUCAUCGACCGAGAGUGGUCCAUCAUCUUCAGCUGAGAGAAGCAGUGGCAGCAUUUUCCCUAAAACUAACAGCACUCUCAGCUUCCAGGACACUACUCCCACCACCACCACCAACACCUCAUAUGAGAGUGCUGAGGAGCCCCAAGAUGAUCUGGAGAGCCCAGAUCUGGUUGUAGAGCCAACUCAAGAAAACUGGGCUUCACAGAACAAAAUCACUUGCUUGUCAUCUGGCCUGUUGGAUCCUAUAUUUACAGGAACAAGCUCUAUUGGAACUCACAAGAGUGCAAGCAGCUUGGACCUGUCUGUUGAGAGGGAUGAAGUGGAACGUGCCAGACAAGACUUUCUGUCUCUUAAACGAAGGAAGAGUAGCAUGUCCAUCAGCUAUCUGACAGUAGACAGUCCCCCUGUCUCCCAGACUCGACGGACAUCUGCAAACUCCCCUACAUCUGUCAAACUCUACCCUCCGGUCCACCCAUCCUAUGUUAAGACAACCACACGGCAGCUCACGUCUCCAGUUGGUUCCCCCCUCACCAGUCCCAAUGUGCCACGGAAAACUGAUAACACUGAGUCCGUGGACUCCAGCAGAGCCGAGGGGUCACUUAGGCGCAAGCUGAGGUCUUGCUCCAUCACGGGGACCCAUAGUGACUGGUCUGAAGACCUAGAUGAGCUGGGAAGAGAUGAAAAUUCUGUGACUAAAUCCUCAGAGCAGGAACCCGCAGACAAGAGUAACACAAGUGGUAUCUACUGGACUUUAGGUUCAAAGAGAUCACAUUAUGGGAGGAAGAGCUCAACUUCUACAACAUCCUACCUGGAUGUUUUCUCUGGUCGUACCCUGUUGGACAGGCUUUGUUUACAUCACGGAAAUGGGUCUGCAGAGGAGGAAGCAAAAGAAAUGUGUCACCGAAUGCUGGUGUAUGGUCUGCUGCAGCCCUUCACUGACAGUACCACGGAGCACCACAGCGAUGGGACAGUCUCAGCUGUCUUCAAUGAGGAGCAGCUGUACACCUGGGCAUCGGUGGGCCUCCCGGUGUCUUCCCACCUGUGGGAACUCUAUGGGGGGCGGACUUCAGGCCGUGUGCAGCGUUUGAGAUCCCCUUUGCAUAGAUCGACCAAAACCCCUGGUGCUCUGCACUUUCAGACAGAAUCCAGUAGGUUGAAGUCAGGUCUGUCAUCCUCAGAAGAUGAAAACGGUGUCAUCCCUCACCUGGAGAAAACAAUUGAUGAUCUGCAGGCUAAGAUUGCUGCGAUGCAGGACCAGCAGGCCUCCUCUGCGAAGAGCGCUGGAGAUAAAACAGGAGCCAUAGGUAGUGGGCACCUCAAAAUGCUGCAGAUGAGGGAAGGAAGACCGGAGAAGAUGAGCCAGGAGGUUUCUGUUCAGACCUCACCUGUGGAUGACGGGUUCAAGUUUGAUGUGCCUUUGAACAAAGGAUCCUCCAUCCCCAAAUCUAGAGAAAGUUUUGUGUGCACUUGCCAGCAGAAGCAACAGAGCACCCCCCACCCUGUUCCUCCACCUCCCUUAAUCACAGGCAGUAUGCCCCCACCACCUCCACCUUUACCAGGGGCAGCCAUCCCUCCACCUCCACCCCCACCUCCUCCUUUACCUGGUGUUGGGCCCUGUCCACCUCCACCCCCUCCUCCUCCUCCUCCACCAGGUUUUGGACCUCCACCCCCACCUCCUCCACCACCAGGUAUGGGUCCUCCCCCUCCACCUGGAAUGGGCCCCCCUCCUCCGCCCCCACCCCCAGGCUUUGGCCCUCCGCCACCACCAGGUCCCAUGCCGUCCAUGAUGCUCCAGGAAACUGGCCCUGCCAAGGCUAUGAUAGAGCCCCCCAAGCCAAUGAAGCCACUGUACUGGACCCGGAUUCAGAUCCCCACAAAAAAAAGUACUGGCUCACUGGUGUGGGAAAACAUUGAAGAACCCACAGUAGAUUUUGAAGAAUUUGUGGAACUUUUCUCCAAAAGUGCCGUCAAGGAGAAGAAGAAGCCCAUUUCGGACACAAUCAGCAAGUCAAAGGCCAAACAGGUUGUGAAACUGUUGAGCAACAAGCGUUCACAGGCUGUCGGCAUCCUGAUGUCCAGCAUUCAUCUUGAUAUGAAAGACAUUCAGAAUGCCGUCCUAAAUAUGGACAACACUGUUGUUGAUCUGGAGACUCUGCAAGCCCUUUAUGAAAAUAGAGCUCAAGAUGAUGAAAUGGAUAGCAUCAAAAAGCACAUGAAAUCAGCCCAGAACAAGGAGGAUGCCAAGCCACUGGACAAGCCAGAGCAGUUUCUAUUGCAACUAUCACAAAUCUCCAAUUUUUCUGAGCGUGUGUUUUGCAUUCUAUUUCAAUCAACUUUCCACGAGUGUAUCACCUCAAUCAUGCGCAAAAUUGAAAUUCUGCAGAGAGUUUGCAAGACUCUGCAUAGUAGUAAGGGUGUGAUGCAGGUCCUUGGCCUUGUGUUGGCUUUUGGCAACUUCAUGAAUGGAGGAAAUCGGUCGAGAGGGCAGGCUGAUGGCUUCUCUUUGGAUAUCCUACCAAAACUAAAGGACGUCAAAAGCAGUGAUAACUCCCAGAGUCUUUUGUCCUUCAUCGUUGCUUACUAUCUGAAUCACUUUGAUGAGGAUGCUGGCAGGGAAACCUGUAUCUGUCCUCUGCCUGAGCCCCAGGACCUUUUCCAGGCCUCCCAGAUGAAGUUUGAGGACUUUCAAAGAGAUCUCCGCAAAUUGAGGAAAGACUUAAAUGCAUGUUCAGCUGAAACAGACAAGGUUUGCAAGUUAUCCUCUGAAGACAGCCUGCAGCCCUUCAAGGACAAGAUGGACGAAUUUCUCAGUCAAGCCAAAACUGAGCUGGAAAUGGAGGAGAAGCAGCUCGUAGACACUCAGCAGAUCUUUUUGGAGUUGAGUGUGUCCUUCUCAGUUAAACCCAAGGCAGGAGAGAAGGAAGUCUCUCCAAACACAUUUUUCUCCGUUUGGCAUGAAUUUUCUACAGAUUUCAAAGAGCAGUGGAAGAAACACAAUAAGCUGAUAUUACAAGAACGGGUGAAAAAGGCAGAGGAGAGCUUCAAGCAGGCCAGGCAGAAGGCAUCAUACAAUGUGACAUCGAAAAAUGCCUCUGGAAUAGUACGUUUGUCUUUUUUAUGUGUGUGUGUUAUUUUCUCCAAU
Molecule: messenger RNA, 4569 nt
Organism: Menidia menidia (Atlantic silverside)
Lineage: Eukaryota; Metazoa; Chordata; Actinopteri; Atheriniformes; Atherinopsidae
Source: the annotation of a GenBank genome assembly